AUGGAUCUUCUUAUUCUGGAAGACGCCACCGCCGACGGCCAUCCCGUGGCUGAACUAUUCAAGUGCUUAUCAAGCGGAUGGCUUACUCUAAUCUCAGACCGUCGUUUCGUAGAAACACAUCUCAAUCUAAACAACAAACGCGAGUGUCUCAUUCUCAUAUCACGCCCUGUACGCGAGUGUCUCACUCUCAUAUCACGCUCUGCUUUCUCCGUCGACUGCACUGAAUCAUCCAAUAACGAUGUUGUGACGGCAACGAAACUCGAUUUCCCAUUGAUUUGUUCCUGCGAAAUGGAUAUUAUUGGUUCUUGCAAUGGCUUGAUUUUACUUGCCAGUGGACAACAAACUAUUAUGUUUUUAUGGAACCCAUCGACUAGAGAGGUCGAGCAAUUACCCAAUUCCCUUACGUGUCCCUACCAGUACCGGGCCAAACCCAAUACCAUUUCUUCAUGCAGAAUGUAUGGACUUGGUUACGAUUCAUCCAUAGAUGAUUACAAAGUGGUGGAAAUUAUACAUUCUGAUAUACUUACAUGUUUGUAUGAAUAUACGCUGAGAACCGGUAGUUGGCGUUUGAGAAGGAGUUGGGUUUCUGAUUUCCUCUAUGUUAUUAGUCGGCCGUCGGGCGUUCUUCUAAAUGGUUCUGUACAUUGGUUAGCUUAUAAAUAUUCGAAUGAUGGGAGAGAUUCGAAUCUUUAUGAGGUGAUUGGUGCUUUUGAUCUAACAGACAAUGAAUUCCGGGAUAUAUAUGUACCUUCCUCAGUACCUUCCUCUCUAGCUUUCUCUCCUCACGCCGUCUGGAUUUCAAAUGAUUUGGGGGUUCUUGGAGGGUGUCUCACUGUGCUUGUAUGUCCUAAUUUUACGAGAACUGAUGUUUGUGUGAUGAAGGAGUAUGGGGUGACUGAGAGUUGGACCAAAUGUAGGGUCGAGUUGCAGUGUUUAAGGAUAAAUGGUCGAAUUCGAAACCCCUUUAUGCUUUCUCUGGGGAUGGGGUAG
Messenger RNA from Cornus florida, 990 nucleotides. RefSeq names its product F-box protein CPR1-like. The coding region runs from base 1 to 990 and encodes 329 amino acids. The record is from RefSeq and is a predicted model, not a curated record. NCBI's taxonomy places the organism in Eukaryota, Viridiplantae, Streptophyta, Magnoliopsida, Cornales, Cornaceae. The transcript has 2 exons.